AUGGACGUGAACGUGGACGUGGACGUGAACGUGGACGUGAACGUGAACGUGGACGUGAACGUGAACGUGAACGUGAACGUGAACGUGAACGUGGACGUGGACGUGAACGUGGACGUGAACGUGAACGUGGACGUGGAUGUGCACGUGGACGUGAACGUGAACGUGGACGUGAACGUGGACGUGGACGUGGACGUGGACGUGGUCGUGGACAUGGACGUGGACGUGGACGCGGACGUGGACGUGGACGUGGACACAUGGUCGUGGACCUUGACGUGGACGUGGUCGUGGUCAUGGACGUGGUCGUGGACGUGGACAUGGACGUGGACGUGGACGUUGACGUGGACGUGGACGUGGACAUGGACGUGGACGUGGACGUGGACGUGGUCGUGGACAUGGACGUGGACGUGGACGUGGACGUGGACGUGGGCGUUGACGUGGGCGUGGACGUGGACGUGGACGUGGACGUGGACGUGGGCGUUGACGUGGUCGUGGACGUGGUUGUGGACGUGGACGUGGACACGUGAACGUGAACGUGAACGUGAACGUGAACGUGGACGUGGACGUGAACGUGGACGUGGACGUGGACGUGAACGUGAACGUGGACGUGGACGUGCACGUGGACGUGAACGUGAACGUGGACGUGAACGUGGACGCGGACGUGGACGUGGUUGUGGACGUGGACAUGGACGUGGACGCGGACGUGGAUGUGGACGUGGACGUGAACAUUGA
This is a messenger RNA of Closterium sp. NIES-65, 729 nucleotides long. NCBI's taxonomy places the organism in Eukaryota, Viridiplantae, Streptophyta, Zygnematophyceae, Desmidiales, Closteriaceae. The record is from the annotation of a GenBank genome assembly.